UCACCCCACCACCACUUUCUUUCCAUCCAAACAAAACCAGUUGAUUCUAGAGAAAAUUCAACAGUGAUUCCCUCUCAUUUUCCUAUAUAACACCCUUCAUUUCAACCCCAAACUUUACCACCAACAAUCAAACCCCAUAAAACAUAUACAUCCAUGGCUAGAAACUACAACUAUUCAUCAUAUUCAUUCAUAGAUCACUUAUCUCCUCCACCUCUCCACUUAUGUUUCUUCAUCAUAAUCCUCUUCUUCGUACUGGGUUUAUCAUGGUACAUCAAUUACGAAUCCAAGCUCGAAGAUCUCACCAUUCAGCUCAAGCUUUUCCUCUUGUUAGUCCCUGUGGUGUUGCUGCUUUUGGUUCACUGUUUAUCGGCGGAGAGUCUUGAUUUCGUUGUACCGUUUCCCGAUCAAGAUUCGCUUCACAGAGCCGGUGGAUCGCCGUGGGGGGUGGCGCUUGUGUUGGUAGUGGUUAUUUAUAUGAUCUCUUAUCAAUCUUAUUUUCAUGAGCGUUGGUUUCCAUUUGGUAUUAAAUGAUGUGAUCAGUUGGCCUUUUUAUUCAUAUAUAUAUAUAUAUAUAUAUAAAUUAGUAGCAAA
This is a messenger RNA of Gossypium arboreum, 591 nucleotides long. RefSeq lists its product as uncharacterized. Bases 154 to 531 code for a protein of 125 amino acids. NCBI's taxonomy places the organism in Eukaryota, Viridiplantae, Streptophyta, Magnoliopsida, Malvales, Malvaceae. The transcript has a single exon. The record is from RefSeq and is a predicted model, not a curated record.